CCCACCACACUCUGGAACUCUCCCGUCGCUGCGGCAAAAGGCGGAUAUCUUAGGCUCCGGCCUUCGAGAAUCUUCUAGAACCUUCCACCAAUCUCCGAAGAAGCAUCGUUCCCCCUCCCCCCCGCCGCCAAAACCCCCAAAACCCUAAUCGCCGAGAUCGAGGGUGGAGAUGGAGAAGCAGCAGGUGGUGGUGGCAUCCGAAGCCUCCUCUUCCUCCUCCUUCAACAAUCCUAAGAUCAUUUGCCGAGUAUGCCAAAAGCAAUUUUCACAGUAUACAUGUCCUCGGUGCAAUACUCGGUAUUGCUCUCUUCAGUGCUACAAGAGGCACAGCCUCCGUUGCACAGAAUCCUUCAUGAGAGAGAAUGUCAUGGGGGAGCUGCAGCAAAUACAACCUGAAGAUGAGACUAAGAAGAAAAUGCUGGACAUCCUCAAGCGGUUCCACAUGGAGGAUGAGAUGAGCUCCGAUGACGAAGAUGAAUCAACGUUAUCUGAGGAUAUUGUUCAGAAGGCACUGUCUGGUGAGGAUAUCCGACUCGAGGACCUUCCCUCUGACGAAAUCAAGAAAUUUCAGAAAGCUUUAGCAUCUGGCGAGCUAAGCAAACUGAUAGAGCCGUGGACUCCGUGGUGGGAGAGGUCUUCCGCGAGAUCCCUCUCUCUUGGAUCACAAGGAAACCAACUUAUCACUCAAAUUGACAAACGCGAAGAAGAGACUAGUGAAACUUGUACUGUUGCUGAAGUUCCACCCGGACCUGAAAGUCCGCUUCCGCCACUCAGGCAGCUUACUCGGGCCGAGCCCUCCCCUCUUCUUGCAGUUCACCUAGUCGAUGUGCUAUAUGCCUACUGCUUCACGCUUCGCCUCUAUAAUGGAGAUUGGCACUCCGACCCUUUCGGUGCUUCCACCGUGGUCUUAACCAUAUCAAAAGUUUUGGGUGAAGACGGUAGGCCCGAGACGGUUUCACAGGCGCUCGGGGCUUGCUUGGAAACCACAUGCUCGCCGGCUUACAGGCAUGCCGGAGGGUUCAAGUUCGGCAUCGGACUGAUCGGUGAUGUUAUCGUAUUGCUGUCUUUGGGUGGGAAUGCUCUCGUAUGCGCGCUGUGUGACCUCCGGAGGCUAAUAGCGACGAGAGAGAGAGUCGGGGGCAGUCGGAAGCUCCUUCGGGGUGCGGAGAAGAAGCUGUAUUUUCUCAUGUGCUGGGUUCACGAGCAGCCGGAGGAGGCGUGGGUGUCGUUGGCGGCGAUUGUCGAAGUGGAGAAAGCCUCUCUCUCCGACUUGGAACACAGUAAUGUGCCCGCGAAAGGCGAAAAGAAGGGGAUGAUGCCUCAAUCCAAGGUUCUUAUAGAAGAGAUUUAGUCAAAAUACCAAAUUACGCCGAUCAAAAGUUAAAGUCCCCCCCAACUUACAUGUUUUUUCAUGACACCCACUCAACUUUCAUUUGUCUUAAAUUUUUCUUCGAGUCCAUUUAAAUUGGAAGUAGAUUAAAAUUUAUGGCUCCAGUAGCUAGUGGUUAUUUAUCAUCAUAUUUCUUCUGUGGAUGCUGAUCAAGUCUUCAAUUUAAUUGACUUGGAUGAUACAAAUUCAAAAGGAAUGAAAGUUGAAGGGGUAUCCAUUUCAAAAUGGCCUGUAGUUGUGGGGGCUGUUCAUGCAUUUUAACCUAUGUGAAAAGGGUUUGCAUUGUCCAGAGAGAUCUCAAAUAUUGUUGUUGUAGUUGUUCUGUUGGUUUAAGACCUCAGAUAGUUUUCGGAUCACUUGCCACAAAGCAGAAUGGAUUGUAAAGUUAAAAAAUGUGGUGUGUGAAUUGGACUCUCUCUAAAGCAUGAGAUAAAUAAACUGAGUUGUUUCUAACGGUUAGUUUA
Ananas comosus (pineapple) is the source of this 1854-nucleotide messenger RNA. RefSeq names its product zinc finger HIT domain-containing protein 2. The record is from RefSeq and is a predicted model, not a curated record. The transcript has 5 exons. The coding region runs from base 170 to 1351 and encodes 393 amino acids. Lineage: Eukaryota; Viridiplantae; Streptophyta; Magnoliopsida; Poales; Bromeliaceae.